UGUUUAACAGUAAAAAAUGCAAAUCAUAAUUAUAAAGCAUUAGAAAACAUUUCAGGCCAUCUAUUUAGUUAUCAGUUGAACAAAGAAGAUCAACAAAAAGUUCAGGAAAUGUCUACAUCAGGUAUACAUCCUCGAGAGAUACUCUCUACUCUUUGUCAAAACAAUCCAAAUAACUUAGUAAUUUCAAAACCUAUUUAUAAUGCCUAG
Messenger RNA from Cetraspora pellucida, 207 nucleotides. NCBI's taxonomy places the organism in Eukaryota, Fungi, Glomeromycota, Glomeromycetes, Diversisporales, Gigasporaceae. The record is from the annotation of a GenBank genome assembly.